Molecule: messenger RNA, 799 nt
Organism: Rosa rugosa (rugosa rose)
Lineage: Eukaryota; Viridiplantae; Streptophyta; Magnoliopsida; Rosales; Rosaceae
Product: protein SPIRAL1-like 1
Exons: 3
Coding region: 8-541 (177 amino acids)
Biological process (GO): cortical microtubule organization
Cellular component (GO): cortical microtubule, transverse to long axis
Source: RefSeq, a predicted model, not a curated record
AAUAAUAAUGAAAUGGAAGUUUAAUAAAGGAGUGAGGAGGGGUGUAUGUAUUUAUAUAGAGCACACUAGUCUCAGUCGCUCAACCUUACACUCUCUCUCUCUCUCUCUCUCUCUGCUCCUCCCUCCUUCCUCUUCACAAAUCUCAUCUCAACCACCGCCAGAGUUAUCGUUGAAGAAUAUGGGUCGUGGAGUCAGCAGUGGUGGGGGUCAGAGUUCCUUGGACUAUCUUUUUGGGAGUGGAGAGGCUCCAAAGCCAGGCACAAACAAUGUCCAAGCUCCACCAAGGGAAGUGCAGACUGUGAGUGAACCUACUCCCAAACCUACUGCUUCUCCUCCUCCCCCCAAACCUGAAUCAGUAGAUAUCACCAAGCAGAUUCCAGCUGGUAUCCAUAGCACUUCUUCAAAUAACUACCUGCGUGCAGAUGGCCAAAACACUGGAAACUUCAUUACGGAUCGACCCUCAACUAAGGUCCACUCUGCCCCGGGUGGUGGAUCUUCUCUGGGUUACCUCUUUGGUGGACCUGGACCAGCUGAAAACUGAGACAUGCCUUCAUAUCGUUGAUUUUUGUGGGAUGGGGAAUGUUUUCAUCCUUUAUAUAAAAAAUGACAACUUUAUGGAUCAUGGGAUGUAAUAUAGGUGUUGUCGUUGUUGGGAUUAUUCAAUCAGGAGUGCUGUAUUUUAGAUGCUUAAACAUCUGAUACAGAUUUCUUUGUCAUGGACAAAGCAGUUCUCUCAGUGCAUGUUUGAUGUUUUUCGUAAUUUGCAUUAAGCAAUCUGCUAUAUUUUGGCAGGGGUUCA